AUGGAGACACGUCGAUUCGAGAUAACACCUGUAAUUGAAUCAAAUCAUGAAACUUCAGCAAUGCAACAAACUGAAAUGGUUCCAUUAAUUAAUAUUGAAAAUGAAAUUCCGCGACCAUUAUCUACUUAUAUCGCAUCAAAUGAUGGAAAAAAUAAAAAUCGAACAGGAUCACGCUUAUUUAGUAAAAUUUUACAACAACGAUAUUCAGAUAUUCGUCGUCGUGCUACGGUUGCAGCUGCAGACGAUUUUAGUAGUGAUCAAAUUACAAAGAGUUCAUCAGCUGAUAUCAUACAUCAAACGGAUUCAAAAUCGACACUAUCACUUCCAUCUCGGUACACAAAUGCUGCUAUUGACCAACAAGUUGAAGAAAUUAAUACUUACUCAACAAUACAAUCAAAUAAUUAUGAUACAAAUCCAUUGAAUGUAACAAAUAAGUUUCUUCAAGAACUUCGUUUAAAACGUCGUGAAUUACGAAACAAAGCAAAAAAUAUUUCCAUUGAUCAACGUAUCGCUUUUAAUCGUCGACAAAAUCAACGAGUAAUCGUACGUGCACAAGAUAUAUUCGAUGUACAUUUUGAAACACAGGAUGAAGAUGAUACGCCAAUACUAGAAUCGACUAUAUUCACUGAAGAAUAUCAAGAGAAAAUUCGUGGUGAUAUUUUUAAUGAACUAAAUCGUCAACGCAUGAAAGAGUAUCGUAAAAAUCAACGACAUUUAUUACUUGGUCGAUCAUUAUUAAUGUUCAUGACAGUAUUAUUCCUAUUCAUGAGUUUGACAUUAAUCUAUGUUGUGUUCGACUUAUUUGGUCGAAUAACCUAUUUAAAUGCAAAAAUACCGGAAAACAUUUUUAUAUCAAUGACUUAUGAUCAGAGAAUCAAUUUGUAUUGA
This is a messenger RNA of Rotaria socialis, 888 nucleotides long. The record is from the annotation of a GenBank genome assembly. NCBI's taxonomy places the organism in Eukaryota, Metazoa, Rotifera, Eurotatoria, Philodinida, Philodinidae.